Megalobrama amblycephala (Wuchang bream) is the source of this 2396-nucleotide messenger RNA. Its product is annotated as tripartite motif-containing protein 16-like. The coding region runs from base 169 to 1797 and encodes 542 amino acids. Gene Ontology annotation, molecular function: zinc ion binding; protein binding. NCBI's taxonomy places the organism in Eukaryota, Metazoa, Chordata, Actinopteri, Cypriniformes, Xenocyprididae. The record is from RefSeq and is a predicted model, not a curated record. The transcript has 6 exons.
CCAUUGUGAACAAAAGUUUCUCUCCUGGACCAGGAAUGAGGAAGCUGCUUUACAGACACGCCUGUUUUCCACACGUCACUCAAACACAGAAGCAGGAAACUAUUUCAGCUGCUCAGUUCAGAGAAACAGCUGUUGUGUGUUCGUGUCUCUCUGUAUUCAUGCAGUAAAAUGGCAGAAGCCAGAAUUUCACAGGAUGAGUUCACGUGUCCAGUGUGUCUGGAUCUCCUGAAGGAUCCAGUGGCCAUUCCCUGUGGACACAGUUACUGUAAGAGCUGUAUUACAGACUGCUGGGAUCAGGAGGAUGAGAAGAGAGUCUACAGCUGUCCUCAGUGCAGACAGACCUUCAGUCCAAGACCUGCUUUAGCUAAAAACACCAUUCUGGCUGAAAUGGUGGAGAAACUGAAGAAGACUAAACUUGCUGCUGACUGUUACGCUGGAGCUGGAGACGUGCAGUGUGACGUCUGUACUGGAAGAAAAUACAAAGCCGUCAAGUCCUGUCUGGUGUGUCUGGAGUCUUUCUGUCAAACUCAUUAUGACCGUCAUGAGGAAUAUCACUCUCGUAAACCACACAAAGUGAUUGAUGCCACUGGACGACUGCAGGACAUGAUCUGCCCUAAACACGAUAAAGAGCUAGAAAUGUACUGUAUCACUGAUCAACAGUGCAUCUGUGUGUGGUGUAAGGAGCCUGAACUUAAAAACCACAACACUGUAUCAACUGCAGCACAGAGGACAGAGAAACAGAAACAGCUGAAGGAGACGCAGAUAAAGAUCCGUCAGAGAAUCCAGCAGAGACAGAAAGAUCUUCAGCAGCUGAGAGAGGCUGUGGAGUCUCAUAAGCGCUCUGCACAGACAGCAGUGGAGGACAGUGAGAAGAUCUUUACUGAGCUCAUCCGCUCCAUUGAGAGAAGCCGCUCUGAGGUCACACAGCUGAUCAGAGAUCAGGAAAAGGAUGCAGUGAGUCGAGCUGAAGGACGACUGGAGCGACUGGAGCAGGAGAUCAAUGAUCUGAGGAGGAGAGACACUGAGCUGGAGCAGCUUUCACACACACAUGAUCACAUCCAUUUCCUGCAGAGUUUCCAGUCUCUCUCAGCACCUCCUGAAUCUACAGAUGAACCUGACGAUCCCUUCAGUUCUCUCUCCUCUUUUGAUGGCAUGAGAGAAUCUGUCCGUCAACUGAGAGACAAACUGGAGGAUUUCUGCAAAGAGGAGAUCAAGAAGAUCUCUGACAGAGUCACAUUCCCCAACAUGAAUCCCAAGACCAGGAAUAACUUCCUACAGUAUUCCCAUCAGCUCACUCUGGAUCUGAACACUGUGAAUAAACGCCUCCGUCUGUCUGAGAGGAACAGAGUGAUUACUGACACUGACACAAAGCAGUCGUAUCCUGAUCAUCCAGACAGAUUUGAUGUUUGGUAUCAAGUGUUGUGUAGAGAGAGUGUGUGUGGACGCUGUUACUGGGAGAUUGAGUGGAGUGGACGUGUGUAUAUCUCAGUGUCAUAUAAGAGCAUCAGCAGGAAGGGAGGGGGUCUUGAGUGUGUGUUUGGAUAUAAUGAUCAGUCCUGGAGUUUGAACUGCUCUUCCUCCAGUUACUCAUUCUAUCACAAUAAGAUAAAGACUGAUCUCCCUGUAAAGUCUAUCAGCUCUAGAAUAGGAGUGUAUGUGGAUCACAGUGCAGGAACUCUGUCCUUCUACAGCGUCUCUGACACAAUGAGCCUCAUCCACACAGUCCAGACCACAUUCACUCAGCCGCUCUAUCCUGGGUUUUAUGUUUAUACUGGAUCAUCAGUGAAACUGUGUUGAUGUUUCAGAAUAAACUGUAGAGAUUUUGAGCUUCAUGAUAAAUCAGUAACAGUGAGAUAUUAUAGAGUCUCUUAUUUUCUCUUCAUUACAUUAGUUUUUUACUGCUUACACACAUUUUCAAAACUUUGCCUCUUUUUUUUACAAACAAAUCCAAGAAUUACACACACAAAAUGCAAAAUGCCUCACAUCUCUUGCAAAAUAAAGCACUGCAUUCAAAAUAUCACAAAAACAUCUCAAAGGCAAACACCUUUGCAAUAAUAUUAUAUUUUUGGAUACAUCAUAUACACAGUUAUUCAAGCUCCUAUGUAUAUUUCUGUACAAGACUUAAAGUUAUUGGCACAGAGAUGUUGAAAAACAGGGUUCGUACAAGAUGCUUAAAGUGCUUGAAGUACUUGAAUUUGACUUUUUGAAAUUUAAGUCCUGGAAAACCCUUGAAAACAGCCAUAUUUACUUGAAAAGUGCUUGAAUUAUUGAAAGACAAUAUAUAUGAAAUUAGUAUGUGCAAAUGUGUUUGCAAAGUAAGACAAAUGUUUGCAUUUGUGAUAUUUUGAAUGCAGUGUUUCAUUUUGCAAGAGAUGUGAGUCAUUUUGCAUUGUGUG